AUGUCUCCUCCUGUAUCCUCCUCCUGUCUCCACCUCCUGUCUCAACCUCCUGUCUCCUCCUCCUGUCUCCUCCUCCUGUCUCCACCUCCUGUCUCCUCCUCUUGUCUCCACCUCCUGUCUCCUCCUACUGUCCUCACCUCCUGUCUCCUCCUCCUGUCUCCUCCUCUUGUCUCCACCUCCUGUCUCCUCCUCCUGUCUCCACCUAAUGUCUUCUCCUCCUGUCCCCACCUCCUGUCUCCUCCUCCUGUCUCCUCCUCCUGUCUCAACCUCAUGUCUAAACCUCCUGUCUCCUCCUCCUGUCUCCACCUAAUGUCUCCACCUCCUGUCUCCUCCUCCUGUCUCCACCUCCUGUCUCCUCCUCCUUUCUCCACCUCCUGUCUCCUCCUCCUCCUGUCUCCACCUCCUGUCUCCUCCUCCUAUCUCCACCUCCUAUCUCCACCUCCUGUCUCCUCCUCCUGUCUCCUCCUCCUGUCUUCACCUCCUGUCUCCUCCUCCUGUCCCCACCUCCUGUCUCCUCCUCCUGUCCCCACCUCCUGUCUCCUCCUCCUGUCUCCUCCUCCUGUCUCCACCUAA
Molecule: messenger RNA, 573 nt
Organism: Knipowitschia caucasica
Lineage: Eukaryota; Metazoa; Chordata; Actinopteri; Gobiiformes; Gobiidae
Source: the annotation of a GenBank genome assembly